Messenger RNA from Phyllopteryx taeniolatus (common seadragon), 2521 nucleotides. It is a transcript of the gene rpa1, whose product is annotated as replication protein A1. The transcript is spliced from 17 exons. Gene Ontology annotation, cellular component: nucleus; DNA replication factor A complex. Gene Ontology annotation, molecular function: single-stranded telomeric DNA binding; damaged DNA binding. The record is from RefSeq and is a predicted model, not a curated record. NCBI's taxonomy places the organism in Eukaryota, Metazoa, Chordata, Actinopteri, Syngnathiformes, Syngnathidae. Gene Ontology annotation, biological process: DNA replication; meiotic cell cycle; telomere maintenance via telomerase. The coding region runs from base 167 to 2002 and encodes 611 amino acids.
AAAAGGAAGUAAACGCUGCGUGGCGGGGCGGUCGAAGCGGUUUGGCGCCAUUGGGGACAAGUGGCUGCGUUCGUUCACACAGUACAACGAGGAAGACGUCCUAGCUCCGGAGCAUAUCUUAGCUAGUCUUCUAACGUAAUAAUAAUAUAACUCAUCCUUCGCAGACAUGAUCACGCUGACGGAAGGAGCGAUAGAGGCCUUGUCAAGUGGAAACUGUGGGAAUGAUGCUGUGCUUCAGUUGGUUAGCAUCCGUAAGAUUGAGGGUGGAAGUGGUCCAGCUCGCUUUCGUGUAAUGAUGAGCGAUGGACGACACACCAUGUCCUCCUUCAUGCUUUGCACCCAACUCAACUGCAUGGCCGAAGACAACCAACUGGCCCCCAACUGCAUCGUUCUUCUCAAGAGACACGUGACCAAUAUUCUCAAGGAUGGACGGCGUGUGGUAAUCAUUUUGGAGAUUGAGGUCCUCACACCCGCGGCAGACAUCAAUGGGCGAAUUGGCAACCCAACACCUUACAGCGAUGGACAGAUUAAGCCUCCCCAGCAGGCUGCCCCACCCGCUACCCCCCCAAGCCGCCCUCCGUUGCAGGCUCAAAUAGGAAAUGACCCGCCCUCCUCCACCUCCUUCCUCCCUCCAGUGAACAGAGUGGUCGGCAAAGAUUUCGGGAAGAAGCCUGCUGUGCUCGGGAUGCCGGGGGGGCCCUCCAAAGUCGUGCCCAUUGCCAGCCUGAACCCGUACCUAUCAAAAUGGACCAUCCGUGCUCGCAUCACCAACAAGAGUAGCAUUCGCACCUGGAGCAACUCACGCGGCGAUGGCAAACUUUUCUCCAUGGAGAUUGUGGAUGAGAGCGGAGAGAUCAGGGUCACUGGCUUCAACCAAGAGGUGGACAAGUAUUUCGGGCUCAUCGAGGUUGGCAAGGUCUACUACAUCUCUAAGGGCUCCCUGAAAGUGGCCAACAAGCAGUACACAUCGGUGAAGAAUGACUACGAGAUCACACUGAGUGGCGAGACCUCCAUCAUUCCGUGCGAGGACAACUGCGACCUCCCCGUAGUGCAAUGCAACUUCAUUUCGAUUGGCGACCUGGAGAAGACGGCGAACGAUUCCAUUGUUGACGUGAUUGGCGUGUGCAAGAGUGUGGACGAGGUAACCCGCUUCACCUCUAAGAGCAACCGGGAAUUCUCUAAGCGGACGCUCAACCUGAUGGACACUUCCGGCAAGAUGGUGACGGUCACUUUGUGGGGAGAUGAAGCGGAGCAUUUCGACGGCACCUCUCAGCCCGUCGUGGCCAUUAAGGGCGCCAAGGUGUCCGACUUCGGCGGCCGCUCACUUUCGGCGUCCUUCAGCAGCACCCUGAUGAUCAACCCGGACAUCCCUGAGGCGUACAAGCUGCGAGGCUGGUAUGACAAGGAAGGGCACGGCAUGGAUGGACAGUCUCUGACGGAGUUGAAAGGUGGCAGCGGCGGGAGAAACACCAACUGGAAGACGCUGUCUGAUGUUAAGACGGAGCACCUGGGACACGGAGAGAAGGCCGAUUACUACACCUGUAUUGGCACCAUCGUGUACCUGCGCAAGGAGAACUGCCUCUACCAGGCGUGCCCAAUCCAAGACUGCAACAAGAAGGUGGUGGACCAGCAGAACGGGAUGUUCCGCUGCGAGAAGUGCGACAAAGAGUUCCCCAACUUUAAGUACCGCCUCAUUCUUUCUGCCAACAUUUCAGAUUACGGUGACAACCAGUGGGUGACCUGCUUUCAGGAGAGCGCCGAGGCUAUUUUGGGCCAAAACGCAGCUUACUUGGGACAGCUCAAGGACUCGGAUGAAGCUGCCUUUGACGAGAUCUUCCAACAAGCCAACUUUAACACGUUUGUGUUCCGCAAUAGAGUGAAGCUUGAAACAUAUAACGACGAGUCCAGGAUCAAAGCAACGGUGGUGGAUGUAAAGCCCGUGGACCACAAGGAUUACAGCAAGAGGUUGAUCAUGAACAUCAGGAAAAUGGCUACCCAGUAGGAAGCCGCAAGAAACAACUAGAAAAUGUGUAACUUUUUGCGCCUAAAGUUGUGUGCAGCUCCGAUGAUCCCCCCCGCCUUAUUGUUCUUUCUUUCUUGUGAAUAAUCCUCUUGGCCCGAGAGAAUGUUGGGCCUGUCUUGAUUGAACAGUUCUUGUUUUGUAAGCGCAGUCAUGCCAGCACAAGCAAGACAAUGAGGAACAUUAGUCUUAAGUCCGCCGGUUGGCGCUUCUCUCACCGCAGUCAUGGCUGGAGACACCCCCACACCCAUUUUCCACAAGCUGCAAGAGGCUGUACUCACCCUGAUAGGUCUUAGUCUCAGUUAUAUUUUUCUGACUUCCAAGCACAGAUCUUGAUUGAAAAGGUGUUAUGUUUCUGUCAGCCUUUUCACUUCUACUUUUGACUUCUUUUUUGUGUAUUUGUGGAAUCAAGUCACCAUUUUUGUUGUUGUUUGUUAUAUUUUGCAUGUUAUUGUCAAAUGAGUAGAUGCACAAACAAAAAUAAAACCAUUGUUUUGUUAA